AUGGUCAAUGAUUCUGGGUUCAUCACAGAGGUUCACCAUGUAAAUGGAGAAGGAGAAGAUGGUGGUGUGGUUUACUGUGAGAUGCAAGCCAUUGAGACAAAAGGAGAGAACUUGGUUGAACGCGAAUUUUUGCGUGCCAUGUAUCCCGAGAAUUGUGGUUACCGCUAUGAGACAGGUGGAGUUAUGAAGAACUUGCGAGAGAGUACUAGCAAUGUGAAGGUAAUUCAUGAGUUCCAUAAGAAGUUCUACCAACCUGAGAAUACCUGGGUCAUCAUCACUGGCAUGGUCCCUGAUGAGAAACUUCUCAAUGCUCUCUCAGAAGUAGAGGACAAUAUCCUAGCAAAAAUAACAAGUAAUCCUCUUCCUCAGGGACAGAGAGGCUCAUACAUACGUCCAUGGAUGACUCCUGUGCCUCCUCUCACAUCAUCUGUGGAGAUUGAUGUUUACUUUCCUUGCAAUCAAGAAGAUAAUGGCAUGGUGCAAGUGGGCUGGAGGGGCCCAUCGGCCAUGAAUGAUCAGUACAAGUUGUCAGCCCUGGGAGUUCUCUUUGAAUAUUUGACAGACAAUGAGAUCAGUCCUCUUUAUCACCAGUUCUGUGAAGUGGAGGAACCCCUUGCUAGCUGUGUAUCUUUCACCAUUUAUGAGAAUUUGACUUCAGCUGUGGCGGUCACCCUGGAAAACAUUCCUAUUGCUUCCAUUGCUGAUGUGAAGGAACCUUUUUUUGACACUUUGAAGAAGGUUCAUAGCCAAGAAAUCCCAUUCAGUGAGACUCGCAUCCAAACGCUGCUUCAUCAGAAGAAGAUACGAAUCCUUGCUGACCUGGAACAGAGGGCAUUGGAUAUCAUAGCAGAAGACAUCAUUAGUUUUCAACUCUAUGGCAACUCUGCAAGUGAUCUGAACUUCCGCCUGAAUUUACACCAUUACCUGGAGCAGAUGAAAUCUGAGCCUGUCUCAUUCUGGCUGGACUUGCUGAAGGAGGUCACUCUGGAUCAGCCUUAUGUAUUCAUCGCAGGAAAACCCUCUGUGAAAAAAAAGGAGGAUUUGACUGCUAUGGAGAAGGAGCGAAUACGGCUUCAACAAGAGAACCUCGGUCCUGAAGGCUUAGCUGAGAGAAAGAGGGACUUGGAAAGGGCCAUGGAAGCAAAUGAGGUGCAACCAUCAAAGGAACUCCUCCAGAGUCUGCCAGUGCCUGAUUUGGAAAGCAUCAAAUUUCUCUCCCUUGAAACAUUCUCUAACAUUGGUCCACAAGCAAGAACAUCAGCACCCUCUUGGCAGUUGUCUGCUUUCCCUUUGAAAAUCACUGUUGAUCAUGUGAAGUCCAACUUUAUCUGGGUGCAACUAUUUGUGGAUAUCUCAAAGCUGAGCAAGACAAUCCGAGCUUACCUGCCUUUGUAUAUGUCGGCUAUCUUUACAUGCCCUGUGAGUAGAGAUGGUGGGAAGACAAUCAUUCCUCAUGGAACUCUUGUGGCUGAUUUGGAGGCCCAUACUGUGGAGCACAGUGGCUCUGUAGGACUCUCUGGUUCAACAUUCUCUCCAGGGAACUUCUCAUCUUAUGUGCAUCUUUCUUUCAAGGUGGAAAAAGAAAAGUAUGAGAAGUGUGUGGAGCUCCUGACUGAUGUCUUUCUCAACUCAGUCUUGGCUCAAGACAGACUCCUUAUCUUGGCCAAGAAGAUGCUCAACUUGAUUGCACAAGCAAAGAGGCACAGGAGUUACCUUAUUAAUGCCCUCUCCAAUCAUUUGAUCUUUUCUCCUGAUAGCAACUAUCAUGUGAUGGGAGCCAUUCGACAAGAGGGUUUCCUUAAGGCAUUGGUCAAGAUCCUGAAAACAAAGAAUGGCAAACCAUUGAAGGACCUUGAGCAACUUCAGAAGAGUCUUUGGGACCCUGAUCGACUGAUCCUUCGAGUUGCAGCUGAUGUUGAAUGCUUGGCAAAGGCAGUUGAUCCUCAAAAACCAUGGCGUGAAAUUUUCCUCCCCUCAUUGAACAACAAAAAUCCUCUUCCUCUGCCUCCUCCUGCCUUCUUUCCCAAACCAUCCUUUGUUCUGGAGAAAGAAUUGGUGGCAUCAGCCAGUGAUAUGAAGAUUCUGAGUUCUGUACUGGGCCUUGGCUCCCUGGAGAGCAUGUCUCUGUUGCAAAGUGCACCAUGUGCUCUGACUUAUGACCAUGAGGAUUAUCCAGCCCUUCUACUCUUCCUCCAGUACCUCACACAAUGUGAGAGUUCUGUGUUGGGUGUGGGAAAGCGAUGCGAUGUGGGAGUAUUUGGUGAGUAA
Messenger RNA from Darwinula stevensoni, 2268 nucleotides. The record is from the annotation of a GenBank genome assembly. Lineage: Eukaryota; Metazoa; Arthropoda; Ostracoda; Podocopida; Darwinulidae.